This is a messenger RNA of Leguminivora glycinivorella, 4933 nucleotides long. RefSeq names its product pre-mRNA-splicing factor ATP-dependent RNA helicase PRP16. Gene Ontology annotation, molecular function: RNA binding; ATP binding. Lineage: Eukaryota; Metazoa; Arthropoda; Insecta; Lepidoptera; Tortricidae. Gene Ontology annotation, biological process: mRNA splicing, via spliceosome. The record is from RefSeq and is a predicted model, not a curated record. Gene Ontology annotation, cellular component: spliceosomal complex; intracellular anatomical structure.
AGUUUGCGUUGCUUUCUUCCGCGCUUAUUUAUUUGUAUUUUUAUGGCGUAACCUGAUAAUUAAAUAUCAAUCGAGCGAUGUGACUCUCACUUGCCGAAUUCUAUUAAAUUAUUGUGUUUGAUAAAAAUAUUUCAAGAUGUCGGAUAGUGACGAAAACCUCCAUCGCUUAGAAGGCACGUCUGGCGAUGCCGUUGGUGGCUUAAUCAUCAAAAAGAAAGAACAGCCAGCAGAAUUUCAGUUCGCAAGACCUUCGUUGCUUGGUCUAGAUAAGCUAGCAGCAGCUAAACGGAAGCAAAACCGGCUUAUAUCCUUCCAACAAGAAGAAAAUGAAGAGGAUGACAAACCUGCCACUUCUGGAGUAAAAGAACGUAAAUAUAGGAAGCAUAAUGAGGAAACUCCGACGUACACUGGUGGUAUCUCGGAGGCAGCCGUUUUAAGGCAAUUGGAACGGACACAAAGAAAAGAAAAAGAGGCAAAAGAGAAAGGUGUCCACAACUCUACUCAAGAAGAGAAAAAGUCUCGCUCAAAAGAUGAAGAUGAUUACUACCACCACCGCUACGAUCGCCGUGACCGUGACAAAGGAGACAGGAGAGACAGAGAUAGAGAUAGACGGAGAGACGACAGGCGAGACAGGGAUAGAGAGGAUAGGAGAAGUUAUGAUAGAAGUGACAGGAGUGAUAGAAGUGAUAGGAGAGAUAGAGACAGCGAAAGGAGUAAUAGAGAUAGCUCUAGACGGAGCUAUUAUGAGCCGCGGUUCAAAGAUGAACCUAAGACACCAAAUUUGAAAGUCCUGAAACCUCCAGAGAGUACAGCCUGGGACGAUGAUGAUGAUGACAAGGCACCUCCACGGAAGUCAACAUGGGACUUCCCAACUCCAAAGCCAAGAGAAAUGGGUCCGAGCUCGGAGAGGUCCCAGCGGAGACCUACAAGGGAUUAUAAGGGGCGGCCUUAUGAGAAUACUCCUAGAGCAACUCCUCACAAAUGGGUGAGCUCUCGCCGAGGCAUGGAUGUGGAUGACCCUGACUGGCAGGAGGCUGAGAAGAAACUCGACAGAGAGUGGUACAACAUGGGUGAAGGCGAAACAGACGAAUCUGACCCAUUCGCCGGCACCAGCUCCGAAUACAUAGCCAAGAAAGAAGAACAGAUUGAAAAGAGACGGAAUCGCAAAGUGUCCGCCCAACGGCAGCAAAGCGACAGAGACAACGAGCUGUGGGAGCGAAACAGAAUGUUAACUAGCGGAGUUGUGCAUGCCGUCAACGUUAAUAGCGAUAUGGACGAGGAAAGCGUGGACCGAGUCCAUUUACUCGUACACAACAUCGUACCGCCCUUCCUUGAUGGACGGAUUGUUUUCACCAAGCAGCCUGAACCUGUCAUACCGGUGAAAGACCCAACCUCAGACAUGGCGCUAAACGCCCGUAAAGGCUCAGCGCUCGUAAAGGCUUUCAGGCUGGAGAAGGAAAGGCGGAAGGCCCAGAAGAAGCACUGGAAACUUGAAGGAACUAAAAUUGGAAACAUCAUGGGUAUCCAGAAGAAAGAAGAAGAACUGGAGGACGGACCUACGAAGGAGGCCUAUAAGUAUGCUGAACAUGUUGAUAGCGAAUCUAAGGAUGCCAAAGAGCCCGAAUCCAAAUCUUCAUUCGUUAGGAACAAAACCAUACAAGAGCAAAGACGGUUCCUACCAGUGUUCGCUGUAAGAGAGGAGUUGAUGCAAGUUAUAAGGGAAAAUAGCGUGGUCAUCAUAGUUGGUGAAACCGGCAGCGGCAAAACGACCCAACUAACUCAAUACCUCCACGAAGAGGGGUAUAGUCGCCUUGGUAUGAUCGGAUGCACGCAGCCACGUAGAGUUGCAGCUAUGUCUGUAGCUAAACGUGUUUCUGACGAAAUGAACACCAAGCUGGGCGACGAGGUCGGCUACGCGAUCCGUUUCGAAGACUGCACAUCCCCAAACACAGUCAUCAAAUACAUGACCGACGGUAUAUUACUCCGAGAAGGUCUACGCGAACCAGAUCUUGACAACUAUUGUGCCAUUAUUAUGGACGAAGCUCACGAGAGGUCGCUGUCCACGGAUAUGCUCUUCGGUCUUCUCAGAGAGGUGGUAGCCCGCCGCAGCGACCUGAAGUUAAUCGUGACCUCGGCCACCAUGGACUCGUCCAAGUUCUCUGCGUUCUUCGGGAACGUGCCCACCUUCACCAUCCCCGGGCGCACCUUCCCCGUCGAGACCUUCUUCGCCAAGAACGUCUGCGAGGACUACGUCGACGGCGCUGUUAAACAGGCCUUGCAAAUCCAUCUUCAGCCAGACGAAGGUGACAUCCUGAUAUUCAUGCCCGGUCAAGAGGACAUCGAAGUGACUUGCGAGGUCCUGACGGAACGCUUAGCUGACUUGGACAGUGCUCCUCCUCUAACCGUUCUGCCAAUCUACUCUCAACUACCAGCCGACUUGCAGGCCAAGAUCUUCCAGCGCGCGCCGCAAGGGUUAAGGAAAUGUAUCGUCGCUACCAAUAUCGCCGAAACCUCGCUGACGGUGGACGGAAUAAUGUACGUGAUCGACUGCGGUUACUGCAAGCUGAAAGUGUACAACCCUAGGAUCGGUAUGGACGCUCUACAGAUCUACCCAGUGAGUCAAGCUAACGCCCGCCAGCGCGCCGGUCGUGCCGGCCACGGGCCCGGCAAAGCUUACUGCCUCUAUACACAGCGGCAGUACACUCAUGAGUUACUUGCGUCUACAGUGCCUGAGAUACAGCGAACUAACUUGGCCAAUACGGUGUUACUGCUCAAGUCUUUGGGAGUUGAGGACCUACUGGCGUUCCACUUUAUGGACCCGCCUCCGCAGGACACAAUCCUAAACUCCAUGUACCAGCUUUGGAUCCUAGGCGCGUUAGACGGCACGGGCGCGCUGACGCCGCUCGGCCGUCAAAUGGCCGAAUUCCCUCUAGAUCCGCCGCAGUGCAAGAUGCUCAUCGUGUCCGCUGAGAUGGGGUGUAGCGCUGAGGUGCUUAUAGUAGUGUCCAUGUUAUCAGUCCCGUCCGUGUUCUACCGUCCACAAGGCCGGGAGGAGGAAGCUGAUGCUGUCAAAGAGAAGUUCCAAGUCCCCGAGUCCGACCAUCUCACGCUACUGCAUUUGUAUAACCAGUGGAAAUCUAACAAUUACUCAAGCUCCUGGUGUACAGAACACUUCGUGCACGCCAAGGCGAUGCGAAAAGUGCGCGAAGUUCGACAACAGCUCAAGGACAUCAUGCAAGCUCAGAGGUUGCCGCUAGAGUCGUGUGGGACUGACUGGGACACUGUACGGAAAUGUAUCUGUUCUGCGUACUUCCAACAAGCAGCCCGCCUGAAAGGCAUAGGCGAGUACGUGAACAGCCGCACCGGCAUGCCGUGCCACCUGCAUCCCACCUCGGCUCUGUUCGGGCUCGGAGACUCGCCCGACUACGUCGUGUACCACGAACUCAUGAUGACCAGCAAGGAAUACAUGCACUGCGUGACGGCGGUGGACGGGCGCUGGCUGGCCGAGCUCGGGCCCAUGUUCUUCUCCGUCAAGGAAACCGGCAAAUCAAACCGCGACAAGCGCAAAGAAGCGGCCGUGCACCUCCAACGCAUGGAGGAAGAGAUGAAAGCAGCCGAACUCAAGAUGGCCGAAGACAGGAAACUCAAAGACCAAGACGUUCCCAUCAAACAAGAAAUCGCCACUCCUGGACUAAGUACACCGAGACGAACACCUGCAAGAUUCGGUAUCUAGAUUUACAGGGAAAAGUUUUUGCUAAAUAUUAUGUCAUAUAAACACAAAAUAUCAUUGCCCACUGUACUUUACACCCACAAAGUUUUGGAGACUAUAGAAAAUGGCCGAAGACAGAAUGAUAUAAGACUAGAACGUUCCCAUCAAGCAAGAGAUAGCGACUCCAGGAUAAAGUACAUCGAAGCGAACGCCGCGCCGGCAAGAUUUAAGAUUUAUUGAGAUAAUAAUCGGGAGCACAGAAUAAUAAAGAAUAAUAUCGUACAGUAUGGCCAUUGGCCACUCCCGCUCCCCGCUGAAAAUGCCGCCCACCCCCUCUCGGUUACCUCACAGUUUCCGCCUGUCAAAAACGCGACCAGUCGACCUGUCAUAUCUCACUCACACAAGCAUGGUACGCGUUCACCUACACGAGCUUAGACUGUGUGCGUAGGAACGCGCCUCUUUCAUAUAUUUGAUCGCCGAGAACGAGGUGUGUCGGGAGUAAGGUAGCGUCUAGCGCUAUCUAAUGGUCAUCUAAAAGCAAAAAACAUAAUUAUAGUGAAUUCCGAGAACGUCCAUAAUGAUUUUAAUAAUGCGCCGCAUGCGAUAGAGUGGCGUUCCAAGCCAAGGGUUAAAUCUGUCCGAUUACAAUCGAGGUAAAAGAUUCAAACAACGAGCAGACUUCAUUGUUAACACUAGUAAUUAAUACAGAUGGUCAAACAAAUCUUGGCACUAAUAAACGGCGCGAAAUUCAAAUUUUAUAUGGGAAUUAUACCCCUACAUUUUUCAAAUUUGCCGCCUUUUUGAAUGCUAAGAUUUGGUUCACCGUCGAUAGAUAAUUUUUCAGUACAGAUGGUGUUUUUUACGCACUAGUGCGAGAAGUGAUUCAUUAUAUGCCAGGUCCAAACUUCGGAGGGCCAUCUGUACUGAAAAACGUCGUACGAUACACAUGCGAAAAGAAAUUCAUAACUCGUGUCGAUUUAAAACACUUCCUUCGGUCGUGUUUUAAUUUAUCACCACUCGUUUCGAACUUUUAUUGAGUUCUAUUGUAUUAAGUUCCAAAUAAUGAACUAUUUUAACUCGUGUAACAACGUUCAAUCAGACUUUCGAUUUUAUUUAUAUCCAAAAUAAAAAUGUUAGAACUUUCCUUAUGUUACAUUAAGUUACAAUGUAUUUUACCUAAUUGUUAAGUAUUUAAGUGAUCGAAAUAAAACAUGAUUUUUCUGA